GGGGUGCUGGGCUACGAGUUCAACGGCUCCGUGGCCAAGCCAGGGGCCCGGGCCGCCCGGAAGAGGAAGCCUUCCCCCGAGCCGGAGGGCGAGGCUGGACCCCCGAAGAUCAACGGGGAGGUGCAGCCCUGGCUGCCCACCUCGUCGGAAGGGAUGAAGCUGCCGCUGACGGCCACCCCCUUCAUGUCGCCCCCGCCGCCCACCGCCUCGCCCCACUCCAACCGGACCACGCCGCCCGAGGCGGCACAGAACGGCCAGUCCCCCAUGGCCGCCCUCAUUCUGGUGGCGGACAAUGCCGGGGGCAACCACGCCUCCAAAGACGCCAACCAGGUCCACUCCACCACGCGGAGGAACAGCAGCAGCCCCCCCUCGCCCUCCGCCAUGAACCAAAGAAGGCUGGGCGCCGGCAGGGAGGUGCCGGGCCAGGGGGCCAACGCGGCGGCGGCGGGCGGGCUGGAGCCCGUGCACCCCGCCAGCCUGCCGGACUCGUCCCUCGCCGCCAGCGUCCCGUUGUGUUGUACCCUCUGCCACGAGCGCCUGGAGGACACCCACUUCGUGCAGUGCCCCUCCGUCCCCUCGCACAAGUUCUGCUUCCCCUGCUCCCGGCAGAGCAUCAAGCAGCAGGGAGCCAGCGGGGAGGUGUAUUGCCCCAGCGGGGAGAAGUGUCCCCUGGUGGGCUCCAACGUCCCCUGGGCCUUCAUGCAAGGGGAGAUCGCCACCAUCCUGGCCGGAGAUGUGAAAGUGAAAAAGGAGAGGGACUCGUGACUCGCCUGUGCUCGCCGCCCGACGUCACCUUGAACUCGAACUGCUCGAAUUCUGUAUAUAUCUAUAAAUAUAUAUAUAUAAAUAUAUAUAUAUAUCUCCAAGACAAGGGAAAUGUAGACUUCAUAAACAUGGCUGUAUAAUUUUGAUUUUUUUGAAUACAUUGUGUUUCUAUAUUUUUUGAAGACAAAAGGUAUGUACUUAUUAUAAAGGCAUUUCUUCUAAUUCUUCUCUUUUUUUUCUGUUUCGUUUUUUCUUUUUUUUUUUCCCUUUUGUUAUAGCAACUAUUUGUUGUGCUUCCCUGGUGACAGUUACUGUUCAAUGUAGGCUGUGACUUGCGCUGCUUUUUUUAGAGAGCACUUGGCAAACCAGAAAUGCUUCUAGCUGUAUUUGUAUGCACUUGUUUCUUCUGUUUUUUCUUUUCUUUUCCUUUUUUUUUUUUUUUUUUAAAUGCCAAAUACACUUUCUGACGUUGUAAAGAUUGCCUUACUGUCUGUGAUUCCUUAUUCCUGGCCCCUGUCCUGUAGGGCUGGUCGCAUGCAGGCUUGGUCUGAGGCAGCUGGGGACAAGAGUGGCUGGCCAAGGCAGGCGUGCCCUUUGCCAUGCCGCUGGCCAGGCGAGCUUAGGGAGCAGGAGGGCUUUCUCCCAGGAACGCGUGCCUCGGGUCGUGAUGGAAGAUCCUCCAGAUCCAGUCCCAAAUUGCUCACUGUUUCUCAAGGGAAGUUGCCACCAGAGUAGGAUGUGGAGAGGUGUCCAAGAGGCGCUGUUGAGUUAGGGAUUUCUGGGUUUGUUUGUUUUUGGUUUGGUGUUUUGGUUUUUGGUUUUUUUUUUUUGGUUUUUUUUUUAAGGCAAAGUUGACCGCAGUUCUCGUGAUCAGUUGUAAGAUUACAAAACUGCAUUUAUUCACCAAUUGCAUACCACAACGUGGAAUUUUGAUAACGAACUUAGUUACAUGAUUGGCGAAGGUGCCAAUGUAGCACUGCCAUUUCUGAAGGUCUUCAGUGUCACUUGUGGGGCUUUUGUGUCUUUGGACAAAGCUGGGGAUAUGGGGAAGAGACUUUAUUUUAUUUUACUUUAAUUUUCAGAUAGUGCAUAUGGAUUUUGAUUUUGCUUACCGGUCACCUCUAGUGCUGUUGCUAUUGUUACUAUCGCUGACCCGGUGUUUCCAAGUAGUGGCAGGUACGGUGUGGUACAGUGACAGCAGUGACUGAGGCUCUGCCAAAUCGCCCGCGGGCAUAUCAGUGACAGCCCAAAUGUGGGUGGAGGAAACCUGUAAUUUCCUUAUUACGUAUGCUUGAAACAAACCUACUGCUAUUCUUUGAAAAUGAAAAUAUAAACUGGUUGAAAUGAAAGCAAUUAGGGCUGCACAUAAUGGCCCUGGCCCUGCCUUUUAAGCUACUUUGGAGAACUCUUUUGUAAAGCCACUUCUUUUGAUCACGCUUCUGCAUCACCAAGCAGACUUCUAAAAUCAAUAAAUCAUUGGUUACUAGAAAUAGUUCCAGUCUUAUAGUGAUGUUUUUGUGCUGUUUAUAGUUCAUUGGCAACACUGCAGCUGUGCGAGCCCUUCUGUCGAGGUGUUUAUAACUCGGUUAUAGGCGGUUGUUUCUGAGCAGAAGGGUGGCGAGGUCGUCCCUUCCCAGGGACCAGCUAAUAAACACUUCCAGUAUCAGAAGAGGAGGAGGAAAAAUCUGUUCAGCCAACUAUAAAAUUGAAGAUUUUUGGGUGCUUUUUAGUCAACUGUUCUUAUUGUGAUAAUGUUCAAACUGCAAUUUAAUGCAGAGUAGUUUUGGGUUUUUUUUUGAAGACUACUUUUUUUUUUUAAAAAAAAAAAGAAAUGGUCAUUAUUAGUAUUUGAAGAUCAGAACUGCACAUGCACAGUAAUUUUCUAUGAAGUGUUUCAUGAGCACACCCACUACAUUGUGUUCCAUAUUACAGGUCAAUGUAUAAAAGAUAAGACUUGCAUGAUAAACAAAUUCAUUGAGUCAAUAUUACGCUUUAAAACUUAUAGUCAAGAUUGGUGUCUUAUGUAAAC
Ficedula albicollis (Collared flycatcher) is the source of this 2794-nucleotide messenger RNA. It is a transcript of the gene IRF2BP2, whose product is annotated as interferon regulatory factor 2 binding protein 2. The annotation marks the transcript as partial. Gene Ontology annotation, biological process: regulation of transcription by RNA polymerase II. The transcript is spliced from 4 exons. Gene Ontology annotation, molecular function: transcription corepressor activity. The record is from RefSeq and is a predicted model, not a curated record. Gene Ontology annotation, cellular component: nucleus. Lineage: Eukaryota; Metazoa; Chordata; Aves; Passeriformes; Muscicapidae.